CUCUGGAUUUGCUUCCCCCUGUACAGCAUCCAGCACUCUGUGUUGAAAGCCAAAUCCCUGGAAGAAGAACUAGAGGAAGCAAGAAACAGCCUAAACAUGUCAGAAGAGAAAAGAGAGCAGAUUCUUUGGCACAACAGACAGCUAGAAAAAGAAAAUCAGUCUCUCAACAUCAAAGUUACUUCUCUCCAGGAAGAGAUUAUUAGGAAUAGCAUGGACACCAACGGGCUGCAAAAGAAGAUUUUGGAGCUGUCUAAAAAUGCAGCACAGCUUCAAAUCCAAACCCAUAUCUAUGAGAGCACUGUGGUGAAUAAAGAGGCAAGCCUAAUCCAGAAGGAGCAGGACAUCAAGGAACUCAAGUUAACCAUUGUGGAGUGUUCCUCGAUCAUAGAGACACUGAGGGCUGAAAAAAAUAAACUGCUGGAGAACAUCCAACAUAUGCAGCAAGAGCUGAUCUCGAAUGGGUUGAGUUUCCCAUUGUUGUAUAAAUUUAACAGCAAUAUUCCUGAAGGGAUGAGUACACUGCACUGUGAACUGGAGCUUGCAGAGUCUUCUGAGAUUAUCAGGACUGAAGAGACAUCCCAGGAUGAAACACUGGACCGUGAAGUCCUGCUUUUGCUUCAGGGGUCUGAAUAUGCAGGAGAAAAAUUCAAGACCAUCAUGAAAAACCUGCAAGAGGAAGCCUCUGAAGCAGAGGAGCUUGUCAUGGCUUCAUUAGAAUGGGUAAAAGAUCCCAAUGAGGACAUGCAACAGGACUGGGAAAGAAAACUUGUGGCCCUCAAGCAAGAACUAGGAGAAAAAAGAAAUCUUUGGACCCAGAAACUCCAGCUUUUGGAAAAAUGCAAUGAGUCCUUAGACAAGGAUUUUAUUCGAGUGGCAGGCAACCUGCGGAGAACCAAGACAGAACAACUUCACCUAAGGAAAGAGCUCUCUGCUAGCCAGCACAAGAUGGAAACUGCCAAACAGCUACAAGAAGAAUUUGCCGGCCAGGCAGAAGCCCUGUGUUUAGAACUGCAAAAAGCCACCAAACAGCUGGAGGAUGCCAGCAAGCACGCAGAGGAUCAAGUUGAAGCACUUCACUCUGCUCGUGAAGAAGCAGCAUCCUUGAAGAGCAAGUUGGAGGAAGCCAUUUCUGAGCAGCAGAAGCUCAGGGAUGUGAAUGCAGCUUUAGCAAGCACUUGCCAAUUGCUUCAGGAGAAGGUGGAAGACCACAAAACAACUGCUAAUGGCCUGAGAUGGAAACUGCUGCAGAGGCAUCUCUGUGAAUUGCUGUGCCAGUGCUGUGCAGAGUUAGAAUCUGACCAUGCUCUGCUGCCCACGUUAACUGAACACAUAAAAGGGAAGCAGCUCCCUUGCUCCAAACGACCAUGGAAUGAAGGACCCACCUCAUACUCUGACUUACCCUGGGCACUGCCCUUGGGUGCUUCACAUUGGCACAACUCCCCUCUGCUAGAUGCUCUGACCUUGGAGACCUCCUGCCCAAAUAACCCUCCUGGGCAUAGUUGCGACCAGCCUUGCAGGCAGAGCUCUGGCAGCUACUCCUUGGAGAGGUAUGAUGUGGGACACAUGUCCAGCUCAGAUGUGACAACAGGAGAAUGCAGGUGGAAAAUAUGCUCUGCUGAUGACUACACUGAUGCAUACCUUCCUGUUUCCAUUACAAUGAUGGACUCUUCACUUGCUGAGACUGACCGUGAGGAGUCAACACCAGCAGCCACACUGAUUGCAUCCAGUGAUCACUUAACAUUAGCCCGAGAAGCUCUUGCAUCCUCAGUGGAAAGCACGGCACCAGUACUGGGCUCCCUUGUUAUGGAGGAAAGCUCAUCCAAGGGCUUACAUGAGAGAGGGGAAGAUGUGCCAACUUCUGCAGCUACAGAGACAAGCAGCAAUAAGGACCCAGCUGCUCCCAUGUCAGGACCAAGUCAGAUCAAGAGGGAAUCCUCCCCGGCCAUGGAAGAAAACGAGCCUGUGUUUCAAAAUGUUUUGAAGCAAGACCCGGAAGUGGACCAGGAAAAGAAAAAUAAUAAAGAGUGGAGUGAGGAAGCACCAGCUGUGGUUCCCAGCAGGAAAGGGAGUUCACCCACUACAGGUAGCAUUAAAGGAGAUAAAACCAAGCAAAAUGAGCUUGACUCUCCAAAUGAGAAAGAAGUGGAGGCUGAAUUUCUGAGGCUGUCUUUAGGUUUUAAGUGUGACUUGUUUACCUUGGACAAAAGAGUAAAGCUUGAAGAGAGGUCCCGAGACUUGGCUGAAGAAAACUUGAAAAAGGAGAUCACAAAUGCUGUGAAUAUGUUAGAGGCAUUAGUUCCUUUGUGUGAAGAAGAUAACCAGGCACAGGAGAUCAUUAAGAAGCUGCAGAAAAGCCUGCAGUUCCUUAGCCAAUAUGCAGCUCGAGUUGCCAGCAGAGCAGAGAUGUUGGGAGCUAUUAAUCAGGAGAGCCGGGUGAGCAAGGCUGUGGAGGUGAUGAUCCAGCACGUGGAGAACCUGAAGCGCAUGUACGCCAAAGAACACGCCGAGCUCGAGGAGCUCAAGCAGGUCCUGCUCCAGAAUGAGAGGUCCUUCAGCUCCCUUGGAGACAGAGAUGAAUCUAUGAAUAAGAAGCUACCAGGUCCUUUUAACUUUAAGCCCUCGUCAGCUCUGCGGAGAGUUAGCAUUGCAACAGUGCCCAGGAGUGCUGGGAAUGCAGGGAUUGGGGUGCCACUGGCCCAGUUCCAUGAACCUGAUGGGGAUGAACGGAGUGACAGAUUCAGCAGGAGAUCAAGCAGUUGGGGCAGGCUAGGGGUGAAGCAGAACGAGAAGCGUCCUUCGCUGCAGAGGUUCCUCAGCACCUAUUCCUGGGCAGAGUAUGAAGAGGAGCCUUUUGAAACCAAGAAUGAGCAGUUGGAAUCACCUGCUGAAGUACAACAACCAACUAGGAAGGAAAGUGUCUCUGAAAAAGGAAAAUACCCACCCAAAUGGACCCGUGAGUCAAUGUACAAUUCGAUGUCAGCGUGGGCGUCCCACUUCAAGGCUUCCUUUUGCAACGCCAACAAAACCCUCUGGGUGUCCGUGUCCAUCCUGAUCCUGCUGGCUGCUCUCACGAGCUUCCUGACGGGGCUGUCCCUGCAGAGGCCAGCAGAUGCAGCCCCUGUGGGCACUGGGGACUCCUGGAGGUCGCUGCAGCAGCUGCUGUGGCCCUACACAGGACUGCACCACCACGGCCCUCCCCCGGUAUAACCCCGGUUCUCCUGCCAGGGCUGCGCUGCCACGCCCUGCAGGACAGGGGCUGAAGCUGGUGUAAAGGUUACUUGUCUGGAUUUGUUUUGUUGGGCUGUGGGUAUUUUUGGGGGGGGAAAUGAAGGUGUUUUUUUUUUCUUUAAAGCAUGACUUGAAAUGAAAAAAAAGUAUUUUCCCUGAUCAUCUUUAAAAGUAGCUAAAAGGGUCUCAGUUCUACUGAGGUUUACAAUAGAAUAGCAAUUUUGAACGUAGCUAACAGUAAACAUGUCUAGGUGGUCUAGCCACAAUUGAAUAAAGAAUGUAUUUUGCUUGAACAAAGAUAAAAUGUUUGCAUUUUAGAACCUGUUUUAAUGUUUUGAAUAGAAAAGGAUUUAAGACUUGAAAUGUAACUUUAUUAAAAGCUUUUGAUAAUAAAGUUUUGAAGGAAAGCA
Messenger RNA from Motacilla alba alba, 3638 nucleotides. RefSeq names its product inositol 1,4,5-triphosphate receptor associated 2 (gene IRAG2). The record is from RefSeq and is a predicted model, not a curated record. Bases 97 to 3207 code for a protein of 1036 amino acids. NCBI's taxonomy places the organism in Eukaryota, Metazoa, Chordata, Aves, Passeriformes, Motacillidae. The transcript is spliced from 33 exons. Gene Ontology annotation, cellular component: endoplasmic reticulum membrane.